Molecule: messenger RNA, 2661 nt
Organism: Neodiprion virginianus
Lineage: Eukaryota; Metazoa; Arthropoda; Insecta; Hymenoptera; Diprionidae
Gene: MCPH1
Exons: 5
Coding region: 216-2567 (783 amino acids)
Biological process (GO): mitotic cell cycle
Source: RefSeq, a predicted model, not a curated record
UACUGCUGCAGUAUUUUGUUGCCCGUAAAAAUCUAACCUAACGCGGGAGGUGUCAAAAAAAAAAGGGGGUUCGCUGACCUCAGGACGUAAAUAAAGACGAUAGAUAAUAACAAAAACAAAUAUCAAAUGAUGUUACUUUCGAGGUCAAUAUUUACUUAAGAUUUUUUCAUAAUGAAAGUCUAUUUCUAUGAAAUUGUGUGUUAACCAUCACCGUUAUGAGUCCAAGGCGAAAAACUCAGAGAAGGUUAAGAAUUCCGAGUAUUCAAAAAACCUACAACAAUCGGCGUACUUCACUGAAUGUGAACUUAAGCUACGUUUCAGACCCAAGUUUAUCGUCUAACGAUAAUAGAGUGAAUUUAGACAAUGUGAAUAAAACUAUCGUUACGAUCAGCCCACCGAGGAUCGAAGCUACCCCAAGAAGAUCGCUUACCAGAAACCACACGUUGAAGAGUUCCAGCUCCAAGCUACGGUUUAUAAAUGAAAGUCCCAACCAUAAUAAUGAGUCCACGGAAGGAGCUGCUGGUGAAAAUGUUGAAAGUAAAAUUACUAAUGAAAGUAGCAGUUUGUCACAUAAAGCAAAGAUAUAUGGAAUCAGACCUUCCUUCGUCAGGCUAACAAGCACACCUGUAACAGGUAGACAUGGAAUGGGGCUCGAUUCUAAUAAUAUGCAAGAAAUGUUCUCGCCUUCGGAAAAUGCCAGGCACUCCAAUGCUCUGGAACCAGUUCGCUUUCCCCUUCAAGGUGAAAUUUUGUCCUCUUCUGCGACCAUAGUUAUGGAGACUUCAAUGGACAUCACCACUGUCCAAGGACAAUCAAUUUUGGAUUCCGAGCAACCGAAAUCUGAUAUCACACCAAACUCACAUCGUGAUACAAACAAAAGUGACAGUUCCUCGUUUUUCAUUCCAGAUACAGAUCCAUUAACAUGUAUAGAAAAGAGAGUAGAUACCACAGUAAUUUUAGACUCUGAAGAACAAGAUGUCAGUAUCAAUACAAUACGCACCUCACUGAAUGUCAAUACAUCGCUAGAUUCUAGGUUCAGCUCAGUGCCAAAUUCAAGCCUUUAUGACCCCAUAAACAUCAGUAAAAAUCAAUCUGUGAUUCAUGAUCAAAGAAAUGGCACUAAUGCUACCUCGCCAUCUUCGCAGGACAGUGAUCCUACAAGUUCUUUAAUAAUUACUACUGCGUUAAUUGAACAUGACAAUUUGUCAAAUGACUAUAAUUAUCAACAAAUAGCUAACGAAGAGACUGUUAUCAAUUUGGAAUCUCCAAGAGAAAUUAAUCUUCCAUACAACCCAUCUUUGUAUAAAAGAAUACCACAAAAUGAUAAAUAUUGCAAUGACCAAAACCAUGCUACUCCUGUAAAACUAAGUAAAAUAACUAGAGCGACAAAUACUCCUACGACAAACGAUAAGGAAAAUACAACUUGGAGCAGAAAACCAAUUCGUAAUAUGCAAACAGACCUGUUGAAUUCAGAUGCUAUGAAUGACAGCAGGUCGUCGGAUACUUUAUCAUUGGAGAAUGGAAACCAUAGUAGCCUUCACCCAAAAGUUAACCAACCCAAUGCAAUUCGUGACUUGUCCAAAAAAGCAGUUGCGAAAGGAAAAAAGAAAUUAUUGAGAUUAAAUAUAUCUGAAAUGGUAGACUUGUCGCCAGUGUCAACUCAAACACUGCCAGAAAUUCCGUUGGUUUGUAAAAGACGGGUCAAAAUACGUAAUAAAACAGCUAAAAAAAUCCCCAAAACUAAGGGUCUUAGUAAGAAACCGAUAGCUUCAUCUGACAACGAUACUGAAGAAAUUGAGCCAAUACCAGAGAAAGGAAAAAGGAUCAGAAAACUAAAGGCAAAAAAAAUCGUGAUUAAUAAGAUGGCAGAUAUUGAUCUAUGGAAACGAAUGGAUGAAAAUUCUCAUACUAUCAAUGAAAGCUGCGACAGUAUCAGCUCAGCCAUAGGAAGGACAUCUCUAGACGAUUUUCAACCAAAAAACCAGCUUACUCAAACCACAAGUAGCAAGCAAAGACCAAAAAUAAUAAUAGUAGCGACUGGAUUAUCGAUAGAGCAAAAAUUAUUGGUAAAAAAUACCAUUACAACUCUGGGUUCAGCCAAACUACAAAAAAUUGUGACCCGCCAUACUACACAUGUUAUUAGCAAUGGCACACGUACUGUAAACUUGCUGCGUGGACUACUCAGAGGUUGUUGGCUAGUGAGUUAUGAGUGGAUCUCAAAGGUACGCGAGGCUAAGGAAUGGGUGAAUGCAGAAAAAUACGAGAUCGUCAAUUUUUCUAAAGCCGUACAAGAGAACCGCAAGGAAAAGCAACUGUUUCGAACAGCAUAUGUGUCGGAAAUAUUUCUCACAUGCGGGUUGAUACAUAUUAAAAAUAAAACGUCUACUCCAGCUUCAAUUUUAGAAGAACUGGUUUGCAUGGCAAGUGGUCGAAUUACCAGGAAACCGGAAGAAGCUAAGAUAAUUGUAGGCCGUGGAGGUCUAAAAGAAGUUUGGAUUUUAGACUCAAUAACACAUGGAGAAAUUCAACCUUUAGAACUUUAUUCAAAGAAACGGAAACCGCAAUGAUUUAGUUCCGAAGUAUAUAGGAUAACUUAGGACUAUCACCCCAUAAGCUACCAAUAUAGUCCUCGUGCAAAAUUUGCGACUGAACCAUGUUUUA